Molecule: messenger RNA, 231 nt
Organism: Dibothriocephalus latus
Lineage: Eukaryota; Metazoa; Platyhelminthes; Cestoda; Diphyllobothriidea; Diphyllobothriidae
Source: the annotation of a GenBank genome assembly
AUGAUGGUUCGUGUUGCUGGAAAUGCCACGGCUCUGCAGGAGGAUAGUGUUGUGAUCUGGGAUGCUCAAAAUACGGUCCACUCGCGGACCCUUGAAGGUGAGCCACUGGCCCCUCCAUGGAUGGCUCCCUCCACUGUGGAUGUUGCUGCUCGAACUGCCACGGUUGUUGGUGCCGCUGCUGAUGGUGGUGGUCGUUUUGGUGGUGAUUCGGCUGGAAAUACCACUGGUUAG